Durusdinium trenchii is the source of this 495-nucleotide messenger RNA. Lineage: Eukaryota; Dinophyceae; Suessiales; Symbiodiniaceae. The record is from the annotation of a GenBank genome assembly.
AUGUGUGAAGAACCUUUCGACUGUCUCAACGCCACUGGGACAUUGGAAAGCCUCGAAGACUUGCAGCAUGGUAUUGCCAAACCCAGUGGCACAAAUCUUCAGUCUUGGUGCUACUCCGAGGCCAGAAGCAUUGAAGCCGUGGUCCCUCAUUGUUUGCUACGGCACGAUCCUCUAGCCACUGCAAAGGCCCUUUUUGCCAAAAGUGUCGAGCUGCAUCCGCUGGAUGACAUCGAUGUGACGCUGAAUACCACCAUCCCCGAGGCAGAGGCCAUGUGCGACGCACGCUAUCCCGAACCCAAUGGCUGGCGUAGCGUGGGCUUCUCAGCGAUCCCGGCGGGACCGAAGGAUCAUUUCACGCGAGUGGAAGAUGCCGAGAAGUAUGUCCUGUUUGCUUGCGCCAUGGGCAACUACCAUGGCGACGUGAUCUAUUGUCGCGAGAGCUAUUGCCACAAUCAGUACUACAAGGAGAAGUUCCAGCACCUGGCGCCUAAGUGA